This is a messenger RNA of Manis pentadactyla (Chinese pangolin), 1851 nucleotides long. It is a transcript of the gene VDAC1, whose product is annotated as voltage dependent anion channel 1. NCBI's taxonomy places the organism in Eukaryota, Metazoa, Chordata, Mammalia, Pholidota, Manidae. Gene Ontology annotation, cellular component: mitochondrial outer membrane. Gene Ontology annotation, molecular function: voltage-gated monoatomic anion channel activity. Bases 159 to 1010 code for a protein of 283 amino acids. The transcript is spliced from 9 exons. The record is from RefSeq and is a predicted model, not a curated record. Gene Ontology annotation, biological process: monoatomic anion transmembrane transport.
GGGGCGGAGCUCGUGGGCGGGGCGCGCAGGAUCGGGGCGGGUCCGCGCCGCCGCCCUCCGCGUCGUCCCGCCCCCGGCACCGCCGCUUGCUGGCUCGCUCGCGCUGCAGCCCCCGCGGGAGCCGCCGCCUAGCUCGCUGCACCUCCCGUGAGCAGAAGAUGGCUGUGCCUCCCACAUACGCUGAUCUUGGCAAAUCUGCCAGGGACGUCUUUACCAAGGGCUAUGGAUUUGGCUUAAUAAAACUUGAUUUGAAAACAAAGUCUGAGAAUGGACUGGAAUUUACAAGCUCAGGUUCGGCCAACACUGAGACCACCAAAGUGACGGGCAGUCUGGAAACCAAGUACAGGUGGACCGAAUAUGGUCUGACGUUUACAGAGAAAUGGAACACAGACAACACACUAGGCACGGAGAUUACUGUGGAAGAUCAGCUUGCACAUGGACUGAAGCUGACCUUUGAUUCAUCCUUCUCACCAAACACUGGGAAAAAAAAUGCUAAAAUCAAGACAGGGUACAAGCGGGAGCAUAUCAACCUGGGCUGUGAUGUGGAUUUUGACAUCGCUGGGCCUUCAAUCCGGGGCGCGCUGGUGCUGGGUUAUGAGGGCUGGCUGGCUGGCUACCAGAUGAAUUUUGAGACUGCAAAGUCUCGAGUGACCCAGAGCAACUUUGCGGUUGGCUACAAGACUGAUGAAUUCCAGCUUCACACCAAUGUAAAUGAUGGGACAGAGUUUGGUGGCUCUAUUUAUCAGAAGGUGAACAAGAAGUUGGAGACGGCAGUUAAUCUUGCCUGGACAGCAGGAAACAGCAAUACUCGCUUCGGAAUAGCAGCCAAGUAUCAGAUCGACCCUGACGCUUGCUUCUCGGCAAAAGUGAACAACUCCAGCCUGAUAGGUUUAGGAUACACUCAGACCCUAAAGCCAGGUAUCAAACUGACGCUAUCAGCUCUGCUGGAUGGCAAGAAUGUCAAUGCUGGUGGCCACAAGCUUGGUCUAGGACUGGAAUUUCAAGCAUAAACGAAUAUUGUACAAUCGUUUAAUUUUAAACACUUUUGCAGCAUAGCUACCUUCAGACUUUAGUGUACCUUUCAAUGUUGUAUGUCUGGGACGCAAGUAUUGCUAAAUAUGUUAGACUUCCAGGUUAAAGAUGAUUCAGCUUUAAGGUGUUACCCUUUCAGAGGUACAGAAGAAACCCAGUUCCAAAAUCGGCCCUUUCAGCUGCGGACUUGGGGGGAACUUGGUGGCCCCUCUAGAGAUGUCAGGUUUCUUUUUCAAUUUAGAAAUGGCUGCAAGUGGAAGCUGGUAAUUUGUAGGCACUUUGUAAAUUUAUAUUUACUAAAUGAAUGAAAUUGUGACUUACUGAGAAUUGAAUCUUGGUAUCAUACCCUAAUUGAGGUCAUUGAUGGUGUGUAUAAACUUCUGAAAUGGGCUUUUUUAGACAGAUCUUCAUAACCUGAUUCUACCCCAGUCUAUCAGCUCUUUUACAUCAAAGGUAGUCUGCAGGGCGUGGUAGCUGUAUCUUUUGUGCCAUUUUGGGGUGGAGAAGGUGGAUGUGAUAAAGCCAAUAAUUCAGGACUUAAUUCCCUUUCAUGUGGUUUUUUGCUCUUGCACCAGAGUAUGAAAUAGCUUCUAAGAGCUCCAGCUGCAAGCUGGGAAGUCUCCGUGACUGUAAUCACAUGGUGACAAAACUUGGAAUCUAUAUUGGACUUCUGUUAUAUUUUCAGCAGUCUGUUUAUUUUUUAGCAGUUUAAUGGGUACAUUUUAGAGUCUUCCAUUUUGUGUGGAAUUAGAUCCUCCCUUUCAAAUGCUGUAAUUAACAUCACUUAAAAUAAAACUUGAAUAAAAUAUUGAAACUUCA